UCAAUAAUAGUACCUAUCCCUUUUUCUGUGCUUCAAAAAAAAGUUUAUUAACCCAGUCUUUUGUGUCCCCCACACAAGCAUUGUCGCAUAUAAAAGAAGAAUCACAGACAUCUCUCAUCACUCCUGUCAAAAGAAGAAACACACUCCAAGAAGCAGAGGCCACAAAGAUGACGAGGACUGUUCAAUUCGUUCCUCUCCUCGUCGCGGCGACCUCCGUCUCCUUCUUCACCGCUGCAGGAGCGUCCAACUCCACCUUGUCACACCCCGGCCACCUGCAAAACCUCCUCGCCGAGGUGUCGAUAUGGCGGGAACACCACCUGGCCGAACCCUCCUCACACCGGCGAGGCGGCACAGUCCUAGCAUGGGUCCUCUCCUUCCUGGCCGCGUCCGUGUCGAGCGCUGGCGGCGUGGGCGGCGGCUCGCUGUUCCUCCCCAUCCUGAACCUUGUGGCAGGUCUGAGCCUGAAGCAUGCCACCGCCUUCUCGUCCUUCAUGGUCACCGGCGCCGCCGCCUCCAACGUGCUCUACAACCUCCUCUGCACUGCCGGCGGCAGGCACGUGGCGCUGAUCGACUACGACAUCGCGCUGCAGUUCCAGCCGUGCCUGCUCCUGGGCGUGAGCAUCGGGGUGGUGUGCAACGUCAUGUUCCCGGAGUGGCUAAUCACCGUGCUCUUCUCCCUCUUCCUCGCCUUCUGCACCGUCAAGACGUGCCGCGCCGGGGUCAAGAUCUGGAGGUCCGAGGGCGUCGGCGCCGCGCACGACCACAGCAAGGAGCCCCUGUUGCCUGGCGGUGGGGGCGGCGAUGUCGACGCCGAGAACGGUGGCCAUGCGGGAAGCGACGACCGCGGCAGUGGCGCGGGGUUCCCGUGGAAGGACGUGGCGCUGCUCGUGAUGGCCUGGCUCUGCUUCUUCGCGCUCCAUGUCUUCAUUGGAGAUAAGCAUGGGAAGGGUGUGAUCAGGAUAAAACCCUGCGGCGUAGCAUACUGGCUCAUCACCUUGUUCCAGCUUCCAGUCGCUGUGGCUUUCACAUGGUAUAUUAUAUACACCAGGAGGAAGAAACAAGUCCUACAUAGCCAGGAAGAUUAUGGCAAGGAAAAUCAUGUGGACGCUAAAAGGCAAGCAUUGCCACCACUGGCAUUCCCACUGGCGGCUUUCGUCACCGGGGCUCUCAGUGGCAUCUUUGGAAUUGGAGGAGGGCUGCUUCUGAACCCUGUUCUUCUUCAGAUUGGUAUACCCCCUCAGACUGCAGCAGCGACGUCUUCGUUCAUGGUCCUUUUCUGCGCAUCGAUGUCCAUGGUUCAGUUCAUCCUGCUAGGCAUGAAAGGCAUCGGAGAGGCGUCCGUUUACGCCGGGAUAUGCUUCGUCGCUUCAGUUGUUGGGGUGGUUGUGAUUGAACGAGCCGUCAGGAAGUCCGGGCGGGUCUCGCUGAUCGUGUUCCUGGUUACCGCCAUCAUGGCACUCAGCACUGUGAUCGUCACCUGCUUUGGAGCACAAGACGUCUGGAUGCAGUACACCAGCGGAGCAUACAUGGGCUUCAAGUUGCCAUGCUGACAUUUGCAGCACUGAGCGAGAGGCGCUUCUUGUGUCAUUGGCUUUUUUUUUUUAAAAAAAAGGAGCACCGACGGGGGAGGACGUCCACUGGGAUUUCAUUAAACGGGUGAGACCUCGAACGCUGUCCGGUAGGGUGCGACCGUACGCCCCUACCGUUGCACCAGCGAGAGCUUCUCAAUGCUUUUAUUUGGCUUGGCUUUAUGGCUUUCUGAAGGAAGAUUUUGUUCUUGGUGUUGUCAUGGCUAGUUUGGGGCUUACUUACUAAAAUUAAUUUCCCUAUCGAUGAGCUUUCUGGAAAGAGGCAGCACUGAAUGUGGACACUGAUUGAGCUUAUGCAAAGUCAGGCCAUAUACACUAUAAUAAGUCGCUAUCUGCCCGUUGUCAAAUAGUAUUUCCUUUAAGCAUGCACUUGUUCACUGCUGAUUCGCAACUUGUGAAAUAUUUGAAUGUUUUUGUUA
Messenger RNA from Phragmites australis (common reed), 2008 nucleotides. RefSeq names its product sulfite exporter TauE/SafE family protein 5-like. Lineage: Eukaryota; Viridiplantae; Streptophyta; Magnoliopsida; Poales; Poaceae. The coding region runs from base 168 to 1550 and encodes 460 amino acids. Gene Ontology annotation, biological process: protein ubiquitination. The transcript is spliced from 4 exons. Gene Ontology annotation, cellular component: membrane; Cul4A-RING E3 ubiquitin ligase complex. The record is from RefSeq and is a predicted model, not a curated record.